CGCUCACUGAGCACGGCUGUACGGGGCUGGUGGUGCUGCCGCUGCUGCCGUGUGACGGGCAGGUGACGAGCGAUGAGCGAUGAGCCCGCGACGGACCUCGGCUCUCCGCGGCGCGGAGCUCCGGGUGAUCGCGGAUGCUUUGUUUGUUAAAGAGGCCGGUGGAAGAUGGAGAUCGCGUCCGGAGAAAACUGUCUCCCAGUGUUCGUUAGAUUGUUGCCUCCCGAGCAACAGGUCCUGUGUCAGUUUGAAGUUUUGUUCUUGUUACCUCGGAGCCUUGACUGACAAAAAUGAAAUAAAGUGGAUUUCUGCUUGUCAGCACAGAAUACGAGUAAAAAUAAACAAAUCAUUGUAUUGACAAUAAGUAAAUGAGCAUGAAAAAUAAGUUUUUCAAAUGGAGAAUAAUUUGUCCCGAAAAUAGAAAGGGAAAUUACACGAUUGAAAAAUGGAUGAAUGUUUGUGAUGAUGUUUAUGUUCGUGUUUAAUUAAUACGCAUUGCCAUGGUGCAGAGUCCAUUCAUUUCAGGUGGAUAUGUUCUAAUCAAUUAAAUUACUACGAUAGCUUAAGUGACCACACUUUGCGGAUGAAAUGAAAAAUGAAAUUAAUAAACAGAACACGAUCAGCUUCUAGCAUUUGAUGAAACGAUUCAACAUUAAAGUUGUAGACAGUAGUAAAUAAAAAAUGCUGAAUUUAACAAAUCAAUGAAUAAACAAGUGAAUAACAGUGGUGAUGAUGAUGAUAAUAAUAAUAAUAAUAAUAUGAAUUAUGAUGAAAUGUUAGUACAUUUCCAUUUAUGCAAAUUAUACUGCUAUCAUCAUUUAUUAAUUCAUUCAUUUACCUCGUGUCCCAUUGGUUGUCGGUGUGUCUCGGCUCCGGUGGUCAGCAGCAAGAGGAGCAGAUCUGUGUGCGCUCCUUGGACUCCGCUGUCAGCCUCCACUGACACAACUGGACACUGCUCUUUGACUCUUUUUUUUCUAACCUUUUUUUUUUUUCUUAUUAUCAUUUUAUACAACCUCUACAUUUUAAUUUUUUUUGCAGCCAAGCAAGAUAUUUCCCGCGAGGACAUCGAUACGGGUUAUUUGCAGCGUCCUCGACACCCUGUGCGGAGACUCACAUCCCCUAAAUGCCUCUCAUUGAGAAAAGGCUGCGGACGGUCAGCGCUGUCAAUGUGUUCAAGCAGCAGAUCACUUGAUCGAGAUGGGAAACAAGCAAACAAUAUUUACCGACGAGCAGCUGGAUGCCUACCAGGACUGUACAUUUUUCACUCGCAAAGAAAUUCUGCGCUGCAGCUGUGACAGCACAGUUAUGUAACAUCAAAGAAGCAGGUUAUCACUGAUGACCAUAAGGUCACUGAUGUGAGCCCUCCAGCCUUAUGUCAUACAACUCAAGAACAUAACAGUUGCAUGGCAGAUACCAUGAGUUGGCUCCACACCUUGUACCAAUGGACUACACCAAUGAACCUGAUUGCAAACUGCCUUUAGCCUUGAUCGUCAACAUGCCAGAAUUAAAGGAGAAUCCAUUUCGCAGCAGGAUCGUCGAGUCUUUCUCUGAGGAUGGGAUGGGGAAUCUUAGCUUCAAUGAAUUUGUGGACAUGUUCUCAGUCCUCAGUGAAAUGGCUCCAAGGGAACUCAAGGCCAUAUAUGCCUUCAAAAUAUAUGAUUUCAAUGUGGACAAUUACCUGUGCAAAGAAGACCUGGAAAAAACUCUGAAUAGGCUGACAAAGGAGGAGCUGACCCCUGAGGAGGUGGAGCUGGUGUGCGAGAAGGCCAUCGAGGAGGCGGAUUUGGACGGGGACAACAAACUCUCUUAUGCUGACUUUGAAAACAUGAUAACUAGGGCUCCUGACUUUUUAAGUACCUUCCAUAUACGAAUCUGAGAGGGCCCAAUGGAAGUUUUUCCAAGGUGGACAGUGUGAUGAACCUCAGGACUUUACCUGAACCACGUCCUGGCCACAGCACAGUGCCUGUGUCCCGCUCCCAUCGUCAAAAAAUCACACAUCAGUGCUCUCUGGCCUGAGUGCAGUCUGCUGAGUAAAGAAAUCAAAACACUGGGUACAAUUGAGUCCCCAGGACAUUGGAUUUUUUUUUUUUUACCGUAGAGGGAAGUGGUUUUUUCCCCCUUUUAUCACAUAUAAAGGGCUUGACCUGGAUUGGUCUCUUUCUGGGAGAAAAGGUCAUUCUUCCACAUUUUAAGUUUGGAAAAUGGGGACUGAAUGAAGUCUAAAACGAGCCAAACACUGGAUAGCUGCUUAUUGGGGCCGUUCAAGAAUACUACAUGAAAUGCUCCAGCUACCUAUAUUGCACAUGUCUUCCUACAAUGACACACACAAGCUUGAGGUGAGUGAAAGCACAGCAGUGGCGUUAAGGGGAUACAUAUAUUCUUUAUAAGCUAUGCAAUAUUUGUACAUGCAGUGUGUUGCUUUUCGUCAUUAUAGGUUGUAUUGGUUCGUUUUUUUCUCUCGCUUGUGGGGCUGGAACAUGUUGACAAUCAUAUAUUACUGUUCUCCAGUUAAAUGAAGGGCUCUGUCAUCUGAAUUCAUUUUGGUAGCUUUCAUCCGUCUCAGCCAUUAUCGUGAGAUGUUAGUUACAGCCAUCUACAUGUGACAGUGCAGUAUGUGACUUCAGGUAUUUGUCUUACUUUGAAUAAAUGUUUUUUUCUGUC
This is a messenger RNA of Scophthalmus maximus (turbot), 2658 nucleotides long. RefSeq names its product calcium and integrin binding family member 2 (gene cib2). The coding region runs from base 1439 to 1873 and encodes 144 amino acids. The record is from RefSeq and is a predicted model, not a curated record. The transcript is spliced from 7 exons. NCBI's taxonomy places the organism in Eukaryota, Metazoa, Chordata, Actinopteri, Pleuronectiformes, Scophthalmidae. Gene Ontology annotation, molecular function: calcium ion binding.